Molecule: messenger RNA, 1229 nt
Organism: Periophthalmus magnuspinnatus
Lineage: Eukaryota; Metazoa; Chordata; Actinopteri; Gobiiformes; Gobiidae
Gene: mrnip
Product: MRN complex interacting protein
Exons: 7
Coding region: 9-830 (273 amino acids)
Biological process (GO): mitotic G2 DNA damage checkpoint signaling
Cellular component (GO): nucleus
Molecular function (GO): chromatin binding
Source: RefSeq, a predicted model, not a curated record
GUUCUGAAAUGGUCCAACAGUUCCACGUCCUCCGCUGUUUCUCCUGUGAAGUUUUCCAGGUUGAACAGGUGAAAAAAGUGAACAAAUGGAGCUGUAAACUGUGUGGACAGAAGCAGUCUGUGCUGAAGGAGUUUGGACGAGGCUCCGGGGCUGACUGCAGACGCCAUGUUCAGAAACUCAACGCCGCCAGAGGAGCCAAGAUGGAGGAUGAGGAGGUAGAGUGCAGAGCCAAGAUGGACGCCCAGGCUCUGUGGAAUGGCGAGACAGAGUUUGAUGAGGAUGAGCAGAUUUUGCACAAACCGAUCAAUGUGCUGCAGGUGAGCCGCUGGAACAAGUACCUCUCUGCUCCACAAGAAGAGGCGGAGCUUACACACGAAGAGGAGGAGCCAGAGGACGACGCACUGGUGUUGGACAGAGACGUGCUAUACUCCAGGACACAGAGGGCUAAAAGGAGAGCGUCAAACACUGGUCAGCAGAGGAAGAGGAGGAAAACCACUGGACAGGAAGAGUUUGGACCAGGCUGCUUCAGCGCGGCUCGUCCUAAAUCCGCCCCAGACUCUGUCCCGGACUCUGUCCCGGACUCUGUCCCGGACUCUGUCCUGAACGCCAUCACCGUCCCAGGCUCCGUCCCAGGCUCCGUCCCAGGCUCCGUCCCAGACUCCGUCCCAGGCGCCCCCACUCCUAGUGUCCCUCCACCCACAGCUGUGUCCAAGUGGAGCACCUUCCUGGAGACUCCCUCAGGCUCAGCGUCCAGUGUCUCUGUGUCCUCGAUAUUUCAGAGCGAGGAGGACGUGGACUUUGAUCUGGACAUUGAUCUGGACUCUGUCUAAGCUUGUCCCAGACGACACACUGUAUAAGUGGAAUGCUUUUGUUGACAGUGUCAGACACAAACUGACCUCCAGAGGAUUGAAGUGCAUAAGGUCAGAACGAUCCCCUUAAACAUGGAUCACAUCCUUAUAGUUCAAUUAUAUUUGUUUUAUUUCUGUUAUUUUUCAGAGUUUAGAUCUUGCAGUGUGUCCCAUAGAUUUUGUUCAGACUGUCGUGGCACAAAUGCUAUUUAUCAUUUAGUUUCAUUCUGUUUGUGGAGUUUCUCUUAUGGCCUGUAUUUCAUAUAUAAGUGUUUUUGAAUGAUGCAGUUACUUUUAUCUGAUUUGUGGGAGAUCUGAACUCAGUUUGGUCUGUUCUGUCGUUCUUUAACUCUAUUUUAUAUUAACUUGUUUAUUGUUGGC